GUUGAGGUUGAGUUUUAUUAAAAGUUGAAGUUUCGUGUGAAAAUUUUCUUCAGAAAUUAACUGUUUUUUAUAUGAUAGAUAAAUAAUAGUUGUAGAAUUCGUUUUAUAUAUAAAAGACGUGUAUUAAUGUGUGACUGUGAUAGUACAUUGAAUUAUAAUAGUGCAGACUGAAAUUAAGUUAAAAUGGCGAUUUGAAGAGCAAUGGUGGACAUAUGAAACUUUUCUACAUUAGGAACCUUCACAAUGGAAGACACUUCUCUAAAUCUACAAAACGGCGGACAAAUGGGGCCCCAGGGCGGUUCUGUAGUCAAUAAUAAACAAAAUGAAGAUGUUAAUCCCAAGGCUCAUUAUUCUAUACCGGGUAUCUUACAUUUUAUUCAACACGAAUGGGCUAGGUUCGAGUUAGAAAGAUCACAAUGGGAGGUUGAUAGAGCUGAAUUACAAGCUCGAAUUGCAUUUCUUCAGGGAGAACGAAAAGGUCAAGAAAAUUUAAAGAAUGAUUUGGUGCGACGUAUCAAGAUGCUGGAAUAUGCUUUGAAACAGGAAAGAGCCAAAUUCCACAAAUUAAAAUAUGGCACAGAGUUGCAACAAGGUGAUAUGAAACCACCUGUGAUAGAUGAGUCUAGUGAAUCUCAAAUAGACAGUGACCAAUCGUAUGUGUCAGUAUCAAAUUCUACUUGGAAACAAGGAAGGCAACUUUUACGGCAGUAUUUACAAGAGAUAGGUUAUACUGAUCGAAUAAUUGAUGUAAGAUCAACGAGAGUUCGAUCCCUACUAGGUUUGAAUAAUAAUAAUGCUGAUCAAGAGGACAACCAAAAUGGUAGUGGAAUUAACACCAAUGAGUCAAACAAAAGGGCUAGUGAAACACAAGGUAGGCGAACUCCUGCAAAAAAGGCUCAACCAAGCUCUCUAGCAGAAGCUAUGAUAUUAGAUACAGAAGCUGCUGUGAUGGCAAAUUUAGACUUUCUGUCCAAUACCGAUGUCGACAUGGAUGAUGAUGAUGACAUGAGCGAUGACGUCGAUAUUGAACCAUCAGAUGAUAUUGAAGAUGACGUCAAGUUGGGCAAAAAAGAUAAAAUGGAUAAUGAUUUAGGUUUAGGCGAUGAUGUUGAUGCAAUAGCCUUAGAAGUGUUCAACGAACUCAAUAGACUCUCCGAAGCAGAGAAAAAACAAGACAGUAAAACUGAACAAGCUGAUUGGAACAAAGCCAAGAGACCUAUAGGAAUGAAUGAUGAAGAAAAUGUAGACUCAUCACUUGGUUUGGGGGAAUUAGCUCAGUUAACUGUUAACAAUGAUGCUGAAUCGACAUAUGAUAUUGCUAGUAGUAAGGAGGCCUUCAGAAAGACCUGGAAUGCUAAAUAUACAUUGCGUAGUCACUUUGAUGGUGUAAGAGCUUUAGCUUUCCAUCCAACAGAACCACUUUUGAUAACAGCUAGUGAAGACCAUACUUUAAAAUUGUGGAAUCUCCAAAAGACGGUUCCAGCAAAGAAGAGUGCAUCAUUGGAUGUAGAACCACUAUAUACAUUUAGGAGUCAUACAGGUCCCGUUCUUUGCUUAGCUAUUUCGGGAACUGGAGAGCAUUGCUACUCAGGGGGAUUAGACGGCACUAUAAAUUGUUGGAAUGUUCCUAAUUCCAACAUUGAUCCAUACGAUUUGUAUGAACCUGAUGUUUUGAAUUCUACGCUUCAUGGUCAUUCGGAUGCUAUUUGGGGAUUAGCAGUUUUAAAUUCUAAACAGCAGUUAUUGUCAUGUUCUGCCGAUAAAACAGUCAAAUUGUGGGCGCCGCAUUCUAAGCAACAAUUGUUGUCGACUUUUGUUUCCGAUGUAGAUGGCAUUCCUUCAAGUGUUGCUUUUGUUAGGGACGAACCUAAUCGAAUUGUGGCAUCUUAUUCUAGUUUAAACUGUGUCAUAUUUGAUACGGAAACAGGAAAACCUGUAACUCGUUUAGAAUCCACUGCCCCUGAUGGUGUAAAUAGCCGUGCUAGACAAAUAAACAAGGUUGUUUGUCAUCCAACACUACCUCUAACCAUCACUGCUCAUGAGGACACACACAUUCGAUUUUGGGAUAACCAUACUGGAAAAAUGGUGCAUUCAAUGGUUGCACAUUUGGACGCUGUUACCAGUUUAGCUGUAGAUCCAAACGGACUUUAUAUACUUUCAGGAUCGCACGAUUGUUCAAUUCGGUUAUGGCACUUGGACAACAAAACUUGUGUACAAGAAAUAACUGCUCAUCGUAAGAAGUUCGAUGAAAGUAUUCUAGAUGUCGCUUUCCAUCCAUCAAGGCCAUAUAUAGCCAGCGCGGGCGCAGACGGCUUGGCCAAAGUGUUUGUGUAAAAAUACAGAAAAAAUUUGUGUACUUGUGUUAAACUGUAUCUCGAACUUCUCCGUAUACUAUGAACCGUUACGAAAGUGAUUCAUAAUUAUUUGGUCAU
Messenger RNA from Diabrotica balteata, 2432 nucleotides. The record is from the annotation of a GenBank genome assembly. Lineage: Eukaryota; Metazoa; Arthropoda; Insecta; Coleoptera; Chrysomelidae.